Arabis nemorensis is the source of this 1515-nucleotide messenger RNA. The record is from the annotation of a GenBank genome assembly. Lineage: Eukaryota; Viridiplantae; Streptophyta; Magnoliopsida; Brassicales; Brassicaceae.
AUGGUUUCGCUCUCCACCUCCACCAGCCACGCGCAUUUACUCCCGUCGGCGUACAACCGCCGGCCGGCGGAAAGAAUUGUUACAGUGCGAUGUGUCUCCAUUUCCCCGCGAGAGCCUAAUCAUACGAUUCGUUAUGAUAAUAGCAAUAAGGAGACGAAUCAGAGCAAAUGGCUGAUGAGUACGGAAGACGUGACGGAGGAUAAGGCGAAGGAGGAUAAGAACACGAAGAUCGCGUCUAGGAAAGCUAUAUCCACAAUCCUGCGAAGAGAGGCUACAAAGGCCAUAAUCGAGAAGAAGAAAGGACCCAACAACUCGAAGAAGCUGCUUCCGAGGACUGUGCUUGAGGCUCUUCACGAGAGGAUCACAGCUCUCCGUUGGGAAUCCGCUCUUCAGGUGUUCGAACUAUUGCGUGAACAGCUAUGGUACAAAGCAAACGUUGGCAUUUUUGUAAAGCUCAUUGUCAUGCUUGGAAAAUGCAAACAGCCGGAAAAGGCUCAUCAGCUCUUUCAGGAAAUGAUCAGUGAAGGCUGUGUGGUAAACCAUGAAGUCUACACCGCACUUCUAUCUGCUUAUAGCAGGAGCGGCUGCUUUGAUGCUGCGUUUACUCUUCUGGAACGAAUGAAAACUAGUCAUAACUGUCAGCCGGAUGUGCACACCUAUUCCAUCCUCAUUAAGUCCUUUCUUCAGGUUUUUGCCUUUGAUAAGGUUAAGGCUCUGAUUUCUGAUAUGAGGAGACAGGGUAUUAGGCCCAAUACAAUCACCUAUAAUACCCUCAUCGACGCAUAUGGGAAAGCCAAAAUGUUUGUGGAGAUGGAAGCAACACUAAUCCAAAUGCUUGGAGAGGAUGACUGCAAGCCUGAUUCUUGGACCAUGAACUCAACUCUUAGAGCAUUUGGGGGAAAUGGACAGAUAGAAAUGAUGGAGAAUUGUUAUGAGAAGUUUCAGAGCUCUGGGAUUGAACCCAACAUCAGAACCUUCAAUAUCCUCCUUGAUUCAUAUGGGAAAACAGGUAACUACAAGAAGAUGAGUGCUGUGAUGGAAUUCAUGCAGAAGUAUCACUAUUCAUGGACCAUAGUCACCUAUAAUGUGGUCAUUGAUGCAUUCGGGAGGGCAGGAGACUUAAAACAAAUGGAAUACUUAUUUAGGCUAAUGCAAUCAGAGAGAAUAAAACCUAGCUGUGUUACACUAUGUUCUCUUGUUCGUGCCUAUGGAAGAGCUGGUAAAGCGGAUAAAAUUGGAGGAGUCUUGCGUUUUAUCGAGAACUCAGACAUAAGGUUAGACAUUGUGUUCUUUAACUGUCUGGUAGAUGCCUAUGGGAGGAUGGAAAAGUUUGCAGAGAUGAAAGGUGUUCUCGAACUAAUAGAGAAGAAGGGAUUUAAACCUGAUAAGAUUACAUACAGGACAAUGGUUAAGGCUUACAGAAUUAGUGGCAUGACUAGCCAUGUAAAGGAAGUUCAUGGUUUGGUUGAGUCGGUUGGUGAAGCCCAAGUUGUGCUGAAGAAGCCGGAUUUUUAG